This is a messenger RNA of Meleagris gallopavo (turkey), 2716 nucleotides long. The record is from RefSeq and is a predicted model, not a curated record. NCBI's taxonomy places the organism in Eukaryota, Metazoa, Chordata, Aves, Galliformes, Phasianidae.
AUGGGAGAUUUGUUGGCACAUUCGCUUUCUCAGCAAGCAGCAGGAUCGACUUCAGGAUCAAAAUUAAAAGUUCCUGUGCUGAGUGUGAAUGGCAGACAACACAUUGUUCAAGCAGGCCAGCCUUUAAAUCUCACAUGCAGGGGGGAAAUGCUUCAUUCAUGGUCUUUGCCUGAAACUCUAAGUAAGGACAGCAAAAGGCUGAAUGUAACUAAGUAUGCCUGUGGAAGGAAUGGGACACAGUCCUGCAGCACUCUGACCUUGAGCAGAACUCAAGCAAGUGACACUGGAAGAUAUAGCUGCAGAUACCCAACGAGUCCAGUGAAAAAGAAGAGGGAAUCUAUAGUCUACGUAUUUAUCAAUGAUACAAGCAAUCCAUUUGUAGAGAUGCACAGUGAUAUACCUAAAAUAAUACACAUGACGGUGGGAAAAGAAAUGAUCAUUCCUUGCAGAGUCACAGCACCAAACAUUGCUGUCACGUUAAAAAAGAUUCCCAGAGAAACCCUAAUUCCUGAUGGCAAAACGAUAAUCUGGGACAACAUGAGAGGCUUCAGAAUACCUGAGGCAACCUACAGAUUCAUAGGGCUCCUGAGCUGUGAGACGACCAUUGGUGGGCACAAGUAUAGCACGAAGUACCUAACGCACCGAGAGACCAACACAAUUUUUGACAUUAAGUUGAGCACCCCACGCCUUGUCAAGCUGCUGAAGGGAGACAGCCUGGCAAUCAACUGCACAGUCAAGGCAGCCUGGAACACCCGUGUGCAAAUGACGUGGACUUAUCCUGGGGAGGCCAUGAAAAGAGGUUCUGUAACACAGCGCAUUGACCAGAAGAAUAGAGAAGCCAAUGUUUUUUACAGUAUUCUUGUUAUUGACAAAGUUCGUGAUAUUGAUAAAGGCCAGUAUGCCUGCCAUGUGAAGAGUGGACCAUCAAACAAAUUAGUCAACACGACAGUCAUAGUUUAUGAUAAGAGAUUCAUUAAUUUGAAACAUCGAAGAAAAACUAUGCUGGAGGCUGUAGCAGGAAGAAAGUCCUAUCGCUUGCCAAUGAAAGUGAAGGCAUUUCCCUCUCCAGAGGUUACAUGGUUAAAAGAUGGGUUGCCUGCUGCUGAAAAGUGUGCCCGGUACAUGGUUAAAAAUUAUUCAUUAAUCAUCAAGGAUGUUGCUGAGGAAGAUGCUGGGAACUACACUAUAAUAUUGAGCUUACGACAGUGGAACUUAUCGAAGAAUCUUACAGUCACUCUUAAAGUAAAUGUGAAACCGCAGAUAUAUGAAAAUGCUGUGUCAUCAUUCCCUGAUCCAAAUCUGUAUUUAUUGAGCAGCAAACAAGUGCUGACAUGCACCGUGUAUGGUAUUCCUCCGCCAAAAAUAACAUGGAUGUGGUAUCCCUGUAGACAAAACCAUUCUAAAACAAGGCGUGGCUUUUGCUCUCACACUGAUGGAUCUUUCAACCUGAAAACUGGGAGCAACAUAGGAAACAGGAUCCAGAGCAUCAUUGAGCGAACAGCCAUCAUCGAGGGCAAAAACAAGACUGCUAGCACGCUUGUUGUAGCUGAAGCCAAAUCUUCUGGAAUCUACAGCUGCGUGGCAUCCAACAAAGUAGGAAAAGCCGAAAGAAAUGUCAGCUUUCUUGUAACAGAUGUACCAAGUGGAUUCCACAUUAGUUUGGAAAAAGUUCCCAUUGAAGGAGAGAAUCUGGUAUUGUCCUGUUCAGCCAACAAAUUCAUGUACAAAGACAUUUCUUGGAUUUUACCGAGGACAGUCACUAAUCAAACAAAAGCAAGAAAGGCCCUCAACAAGGAGUACUCCAUCACCCUCACUCUGACCAUCAAGAAUGUUUCCCUGGCACACUCGGGCACCUACACCUGCCGAGCAAGGAACAUAUUCACGGGGAAAGAAGUGCUUCAAAAGAAAGACGUUUCAAUCAGAGGUGAGCACUGCAACAAAAAGGCUGUUUACUCUCGGAUCCUCAAAUAUAAGAGCACAAGGAAUGAUUGUACAACACAAAGCAAUGUAAAACAUUAAAGGACUCAUUAAACAGUAUCAGGUGUCUCAUAUCAUCUUGAUUUCUUAUUGCUGUUGCCACCCUUCAGGCCCUGAGGUGGUGCACAUUCCCCCAUGGGUUGGACGUAGGAGGAAUAGCAGACAAAAUCUUUGCGUGAGCUUCCAGUUGAGUUCAGACGGGUAUUUUCUGCUUUGACAAAGCACUUGGAAGCUGGGGUUUGGAAGAUCCCCUGUGCUACAUUUUGCAUAUUGUUCUUUUUUCUCUUACUGUCUCCUGCUGAGUGAUCAGGAAAACUUUGGAUCAAUCUUUUCUUCCACUUUGGUAUCGGCCUCGUCAAAAGUCAAAGCUGAAUAAACUGAUUAACUUUAAAAACUGCUGUUUUCAGUCAACAACGGACAUCAAAUAAGUUAACAUUAAUGCGCAGAAUGAGCACAACUCAGUUUGCGAUUGACUGGACUAUAUAUUUUUUAUUUUAAUCUGAUCUUGAUGGACUUAUAAAUAUUACCUGCUGAGCAAGUUCUAAUGCUUAUUUAUUUGAAAUUAUUUUCUACACUAAAGUACAUUAAUCUUAAAAAGUAUCUUCUAAAGGAAGUAUGCAGGGAAGAAAUAAAAAUGUCAAUAUAAUGCACAGCUCUAUCAUAUCAUUUAUAAUAAUGAUGAUUUAAAAACUGACAGACAUGAACUGUGUUUCUCCAAAUAAAUUCAGGUAGAUUUCCA